Molecule: messenger RNA, 3399 nt
Organism: Poecilia latipinna (sailfin molly)
Lineage: Eukaryota; Metazoa; Chordata; Actinopteri; Cyprinodontiformes; Poeciliidae
Gene: matr3l1.1
Product: matrin 3-like 1.1
Exons: 19
Coding region: 100-3291 (1063 amino acids)
Molecular function (GO): zinc ion binding; RNA binding
Source: RefSeq, a predicted model, not a curated record
CCACAGAACCCGAACUGAGGCGGUUCUGGAGGUAAGACUGACUUUGGGUCGUCAGGCUGCGAAGAACCGGACCAGGACCGAAGCUUGGUUGGUCCUCUGAUGCUUCAUCAGAUCUUGGCCACGCUGUGCCUCCCUCCCUUCCCAGAAUGCACCUGUGAUGGGAGGAGCUUCCCUGCUGUCAGCGUUCAGGUUUUCCUUCCUGUGUUUCAGGAGGAGCAGGAAGUGUUUUGGUUCUGUCUGCAGGCGCCCGCCAUGUUCCCGUUCCGUCAGCCGUCUGACUCGGACCUGCGGCCCGACCCUCGGCGCUACGGCUCUGGAGCGGAGCGGGACUUUUUCCGCCCCCCGCAGGAGUCUUUGUUGCCGGGCCCCGCCCCCCAGGACGGCGUCCUGAGCCUGCUGAGCAGCUGCGGCCUGGAGCCGGAGGACCUGUCGGUGCUGGCCAAGCUUCCUGAGGACAUCCUGACCGUCGAGUCUCUUCCUCAGAUCCUCAAGCAGAUCAAAGGCCAGAAAGCUCCGCCCCCCGGCUGCCCCCCCCGGCCGGAGGAGCCGUUCCACCUGGGGACCACCAAGCCUUUACCUGCCAGGCCGCCCUCUCCGCCGCCCCCCUCCUCCUCAUUCAAGGCCUUUAGCCCCGCCCCCAGGGACUGGGAGCGGCUCCGCCGCCAGCCGGUCCAGUACCCGCUGCACCUGCUCUCCUCCGAGCCCCGGCCGGACCGCUGGCCGGGCCAGCAGGCCUCCGGGUCGGGCAGGUCCCCCCCGCCACCGUCCUCUUCGUCCACCAGACGGGCCGUGGACCAGGACCUCAGGCCACGCCCCCCCGUCUACGGUAAGGACGGUUCCUCUUUCGGUGGGUCAGCAGGCAGAACCCGUCCUUCCCGUUUCUCCGGAUCAGGCGAUUUCAGGACGGCUCCUCCUCUUGAUGAGCGCCGCCGCGACUCCAGGCCGUCCUUCAGCAGCCACGUCCUGAACCGGGCCCGCCACCCGGCACCCAACCGGGCCCGUGACCCGGCCUCCGGCGCCAUGCCCUCUAAGAAACAAGCUCUGGACUUCCACGGAACGUCGCCACCCGCGUUCCCGUACUCGUGCUCGCUGUGUGACAUCGCCGUUCUGUCAGAGAAGGUUUGGAUUCAGCAUGUCAACACGACUGGACACGCAGACGGGCAGCUCAACCUGCUGCAGCGGUUUCCACGGUGGGACUGUCGCCUGGAAAGCGCUGGAAGGGACGAGAACCAAUCAAACCAAAGGAGAGAUGGAGCAAAUCCCGCCCCGCCGCCCCCCAGACCCAAUCAGAACCGAGCAGAUCCACAGACAUCCAAGAAGCAGCAGAAGGCGGCGGAUAAAGGGAAGGUGGUGUGUGCCAAGUUCCCUCCUCAGGCUGUGGACGAGGCGUCUCUGAGGAAACUCAUCGAGCCGUUUGGAAAAGUCGGAAAAGUCCUCAUGUUUCCGUCUCUGGCCUUCGUGGAGAUGGGCUCCUCCGAUCAGGCCAAGGACCUGGUGAAGUUCUACAGCAGUUCUGACCCAGAAGCCAGGAAGGUGAACGUGGAGUUCAACAUCUCCAACGCCUUCAGCUUCCUGCAGAGUUCCCAGGUGGUGAGCUUCACUCCGGCGCCGAGCGGCGAGGACGGCCGGUCCGAUCUGCUCAGCAUCGCCAAGCGCUUCGGGGAGCCGCUCUACACGCUCUUCCUGCCCUCCAAAGCCUUCGUGGAGAUGAAGCUGUCUGCCGAGGCCCAGAAGCUGGUGGACUACUACUCGGCCAGCGCGCUGCGGAUCAACGGCGCCACCAUCCAGGUGGCUUUCUCCUCCGAGUACCGGACCCUGCUUCGGGUUCCGUCGGCCCAGAAGUACGAAGACGAGCCGGCCAAGACCAAGGAGCCCAAGAGAACCCAACGGGCCAGGACCCGGUCCAGGUCCAGAGACCGGUCCGGGGGAGGGCGGCGGAGACGGAGCGGUUCUGGAGACAGGAAGAGACCAGAGAUCAGAACCAGAACCCGGUCCAGGUCCAGAGAACGGCACGGAACCAGUUCCCCUGGGCAGAACCAGAAUCAGAUGGAGGGGAAACCCAAAGAACCACAGAACCCAGGAUCAGGUUCUGAUCGGUUCUGGUCCUCCGGUCCGGUCCAGUCAGAGCGUCAUGCUGCGUCUCUCUGCCCAGAGUCCAGAUCGGCUGCUGAACCUCAGAGGGAUGAAGGUGGUGAUGAUGAUGAAGUCCAUCCAGUGGCUGAGGAAGAGGAGGACCAGCUGGGGGAUGAAGAUCAGUCUGACAGCGACAUCGAGGGCAUGGAGGUCAUCGCCGAGGACGGACAGAACCUGGACGAUGAGGAGGAGGAGGAGGAGGACGACGAAGAGCAGAAACCAGAACCACCUGGAGCAGAUGGAGGAGAGCUGGAGAAGACCGGAGCUGAGGAAGAGGAGGAGAUGAUGAAGGAGGAGGAAGAGGAGCAGCAGCAACCUGCGACUGAGGAAGAGGAGGAAGUAGAAUUCCCGGUGGAUCUGGAGAGCUGCAUCACUCUGGAUGAGGUGAAGACGGACGAUGAAGAUGAAGCUCCGCCAGCUGACGGUCGCUGCGAGGAGGAUGGGAAGACGGGUUCUCCAGAACCUGGUCCGGAGCCGACUGGACUGACUCGAGACGAUGAAGGUUCUGGUUCCGACUCCAGAAUCCAGGAGGAACCAGAACCUUCAGAACCGACGAGGUCCACUGAGACUCUGGAGCCAGAACCAGACAGAAUUGGUCUGGAGCCGGAGAGCCAGACCCGAUUCCAGAAGGUUCUGGAGACCCAGCGGGUCAAGACGCCUCAGAUGAAGACCCGGUCCAGGAAGUCAUCUGGAGACGACGGUACCAGAACCGGUUCCGACGAGGAACUCGAUCAACCAAAGACCGCCUCCAGAACUGCUCCAGAACCCGGUCCUGAAAAACGAAAAGCAACUCCUGAGAACAACGGCGUUCCUCUGAAGACGCUCAGGACAGAGAACGGACCAGAACCGGGUCAGAACCAGGACACAGCAGAACCAAAGGCUGACGAAGAGGAAAAGCAGCAAAUAAAGACAGACGAGCAGAACCCAGCAGAACCAGAACCACUUGAACAGGAGUCUGCAGCGCCACCAGCAGAGGGCGCCACUGAGCCGCAGAAACCUGUCGGAGCAGAGUUCGUUCGCCCCGUCGUCGGUUACUUCUGCAACCUGUGUCAGCUGAUCUUCAUCGAUGAAGAUGAAGCCAAGCUGCAGCACUGCGCCACGCCGGCCCACUACAGGAAGUACCAGGAGAAAACUGGCAAAGAUCCGUGGAUAAGCUGAGUUACGGGUCAGAACCACCGUGAACGUGUCUCACUGGGUCAGAACCGUCCGCUUCCUGCUGCUGUAAAUGUUCUAAGUUUGAAAUAAAGCAAGUUUGAUUCUGAGGAA